AUGGGCGGGGCAUCUUCGCCGCGUCCGGCUGCGCCCAGUCGCGGGCGGGAGGCGGUGGCGGCGGCGGCGGCGGGGCCUGAACAGCGCGGGGAUUGGCUGCGGAGGGCGGAGACGUCAGGCUCCCGCGGCCGGAGCUGCGGCCCCGGCUCGGCGCGGCGCAGCGCAGUCCGCUUGAGCGCUCACCGCAGCGAGAAGGUUUCCUGUGCCGUCGCGCCUUCCGCCGCCGCCGCCGCCGCCGCCGGGCUUCGCCGCUAG
Molecule: messenger RNA, 255 nt
Organism: Rangifer tarandus platyrhynchus (Svalbard reindeer)
Lineage: Eukaryota; Metazoa; Chordata; Mammalia; Artiodactyla; Cervidae
Source: the annotation of a GenBank genome assembly